UUUGGCACUCGUAAGUCCAAAAACUGUGAGGAUUGCUAAGCCUCACAGGUGACUUAAGAAAAAUUAGUCGUGACAUUAGCUAAAAAAUAAAAAAAUUGAAGUACUGAUGUAAUAAUUUAUAAAAAGCUGGAGAUUAGCCGUCCUUUGCCUUUGGCGCCAAUCACCAUAAACCCUCGACGGACGGUGAAAAAUAAAAUAAAAAACUAAACCCCAUCACUAAUUCUCAAUGGCAGAGGCGACCAUGGAGAUCGACGUCGACGCCCUACCGUCGAAAUCCAACAAGGGAAAGACCCCCUCUGUCGCCGCCGACAAAGGUGCUAGGUCCGGUCCGUGGGUGGAGAAGUACCGCCCUCAAUCCUUAGCCGAUGUAGCUGCUCACCGCGACAUCGUUGAUACCAUUGAUCGAUUGACGAACGAGAACAAGUUGCCGCAUCUUCUUCUCUACGGACCCCCCGGGACGGGAAAGACGUCAACAAUUCUAGCGCUGGCGCGGAAACUCUACGGGGGGCAGUAUAAGAAUAUGAUUCUGGAGUUAAAUGCAUCUGAUGAUAGGGGAAUUGAUGUCGUGCGCCAGCAAAUUCAGGAUUUUGCUGGUGCGAUGAGUCUUUCCUUUGGUGCAAAAUUUUCAGUAAAACUGGUGCUUCUAGAUGAGGCGGAUGCCAUGACUAAGGAUGCACAGUUUGCAUUACGUAGAGUGAUUGAAAAACACACAAAGAGCACCAGGUUUGCACUUAUCUGCAACCAUGUCAACAAAAUCAUUCCAGCAUUACAGUCAAGAUGCACCCGAUUUCGGUUUGCUCCGCUUGAUGCUGCACAUAUUAAAGAACGACUUCAAUAUGUAGUUACUGCGGAAGGGCUUGAUGUCGAUGAAAGCGGCUUUGCAGCUUUGGUGCGAUUGAGCAAUGGUGACAUGAGAAAAGCUCUGAACAUAUUGCAGUCGACCCAAAUGGCUUUUCAACAUGUAACAGAAGAAGCUGUGUACCUUUGUACUGGAAAUCCAAUGCCCAAAGAUAUAGAGCAGAUUGCUUAUUGGCUCUUGAAUGAACCAUUCAUAGCCAGCUUUAGAUUUAUAUCUGAUAUCAAAAUGAGGAAAGGACUUGCUUUGGUAGACAUUAUUAGAGAGGUUACUUUAUUUGUUUUCAAGAUCCAAAUGCCGUCGGAUAUUCGAAUCAAGCUUAUUAAUGACUUGGCUGAUAUUGAGUAUAGGCUGAGCUUUGGAUGCAACGACAAACUACAACUAGGGGCACUUAUCUCUACCUUCACAGACGCACGUUGUGCCAUUGUUGCUGCAGCCAACUGAUCUCUGCAUCAUCUAAUGUGUCUACUUCUGACUUUUUUUCUUCUUAUUUUUGUCCCUUCUAGCAUAGGAAGCCAUAACUCUUUUUCUAAUUGUGAAAUUGUUUUAUCUUAUUAAAAUAUUAUGUGAAUGCAUUGCGUGCUUAAUUAGGUACAAAUUUUCCUUUUAA
This is a messenger RNA of Phalaenopsis equestris, 1466 nucleotides long. Its product is annotated as replication factor C subunit 3. Gene Ontology annotation, biological process: DNA-templated DNA replication; DNA repair. The coding region runs from base 227 to 1300 and encodes 357 amino acids. Gene Ontology annotation, cellular component: nucleus; DNA replication factor C complex. Lineage: Eukaryota; Viridiplantae; Streptophyta; Magnoliopsida; Asparagales; Orchidaceae. The record is from RefSeq and is a predicted model, not a curated record. The transcript has 9 exons. Gene Ontology annotation, molecular function: ATP hydrolysis activity; DNA binding; DNA clamp loader activity.